This is a messenger RNA of Conger conger (European conger), 4180 nucleotides long. RefSeq names its product TATA-box-binding protein. Lineage: Eukaryota; Metazoa; Chordata; Actinopteri; Anguilliformes; Congridae. The transcript is spliced from 7 exons. Gene Ontology annotation, molecular function: DNA binding; RNA polymerase II general transcription initiation factor activity. Gene Ontology annotation, biological process: DNA-templated transcription initiation. The coding region runs from base 1855 to 2721 and encodes 288 amino acids. The record is from RefSeq and is a predicted model, not a curated record.
UGCUCCAGGAGGGGAUUGUCUCCUGCUUAGUCUAAUCAACUAAGUCGCUUUGGAUGAAAGCGUCAGUCAAAUGACAUGUAAUGUAAUGUAAUGUAAAUUUUAUUGUUGGCAUAGCAAUAUUUUUGCAAUAUUAGCCUAAUAUGCAUUGUUUGGAUAAUGAGGUUGUGUAAUCGCUCAAGAGGAUAUGAUAAAUAAAUAAAAAAGGUCCUUCAGUUUGUAGUCCUAAAACAUACAACCCAACCUAUUGAUUUCCACUCCAUCAUUUUAGGUACCAAAAUAUUUUACAUAUUUCUCCUAUUUACAUAUUAUUUGCAUGUCUUGAAAAUGAAAAAUUAGAAUGUGAAUUUAGUUAAGUUUAGUUUGUUCCUCUUUAAGAUGACAGAGCCACACAGUUUUUAGACCGUCUCAGUGGAAUGUGGAUAUUGGUUUGUUUAUAUGUGGAUAAAUAAAUCCUUUUUUUUUUUUUUCUCUUACUUAAAAGAAGUCUGGAUAUUGUUUUGUUUUUUCUUGAACGAGGGAUACGCGUCAACUGAAGUUUCACCUUCUCGCAAGCAUUAAAUCUACAGCCAUUCAGUUAGCUACUAAGUAGCGGGCCAUACAGAUUAGAACAUUAGUCUGAUGUGGGGUGGGGGGUGGAGUAGGUGAAGACAAUUAAACUAAUUAUAAUUUAUUUUGGUACUGAUAAUAAAAUAUGAACAAUGCAAACUAGUUAAAAGAUAUGAUUGCCUCCCUCAAAAUCUAGCUAUAACCAUCUUGAAAUGCCAGCUCCCAGCUGUUUCAAAACCUAGCUUUUUUCAGCAGGGCUACAUUUCGUUGUAAACUCAGAUUAAAAAUAUAGGCCUUCUCUGUUGAUUUUUGUAUGUCCCUUUGUCAUUCUGUGACUGGUUCAUUAACAGCUGCUCUCCCUAUUGUUUAAUAUCAAAGAUCAACAAUCUGCUUACUAUCUCUCUACUCAGCUUUUUACUUUUUGGCUGUGAAUGAUUAAUUGAAGUGGUGUGGAGAAAGGGGGGAGUGUUUACACUGCCUGUAAAAUCCUCAUACAUUUUUUUUUACAGUAGUUUAGUAGCUAAUAUUAGCUGAUUUUAAUGUGUACCAAUUUUAUAUCAUUUGCAUUUAUGUAUGUCUGUAGAUUCCAGAAAAUAGAAGCCCAUGUUUAUUAAAACAACUUUCAUUCCAUGUGCCUGUGCUGACCUUACUGAGGUGUAAUUGUUGGUUUCAAACUGCUUUUUGGUGCAUUCCAAUAGUUGUAGCUAAACAAUAAGGCCAUUGCACACAUUGCAACCUCAACAGAACAGGACAUCACUCACCCACUCAAUCACCACCUUACCUACUGCCCUCCAGGCACAGGUACGAGGUGCAGAAGGGCUCGCUUUGGGGAAAGCCUGUUCCCUCAGCCAUAGGCCUCACUGAAUAGGCCUGAGUGUACUAGUACAAGAGUACUGUUAUUUAAGCCUGUCAUUGUAUGUUGUUAUUGUGGGCUGCUGUAUGUACUGUUAUCUUACAUAUACUGGUGUACAGUGCUGUGGAAAAGAAUUUCCCCUUGGGGACAAUAAAGUCUAAAGUCUACCUGUUUGCUUAAUUUACACAGACUAAAUGGUCUAAAGCAGUAGUUCCCAAACUCAGUCCUGGAGUACCUUUGUGUAUUCUAAAAUUGCUUGGAUUGCAACUACAAUUGCAAUCCAAUAAUUUUUUUUUUAAAGAUAUUUUUUAGGCCUUUUUCAGCUUUAUUGGACAGUAUAUAGUAUAGAGAGACCGGAAGAAUGGGAGCGAGAGAGAGGGGAAGACAUACGACAAAUGUCAGACGGUCGGAUUUGAACCGCCGACGUCGUGGCUCGCAAUGAGCAUGCGGGAGCAAUGACGCCUGGCAUCCCCAUCUUCAGCCCUAUGAUGCCAUACGGCACUGGGCUCACCCCCCAGCCUGUGCAGAACACCAACAGUCUGUCCCUCCUGGAGGAACAGCAAAGGCAGCAGCAGCAGGUUUCGACCCAGCAGGGAGGAGUGCCUGGGGCCUCUGGACAGACCCCUCAGCUCUACCAUUCCCAGGCUGUCACCACCACCACUGCGCUUCCAGGCAACACCCCCCUCUACACCACUCCGCUCACCCCCAUGACACCAAUCACCCCCGCCACGCCAGCCUCAGAAAGCUCUGGCAUCGUUCCACAGCUGCAAAAUAUUGUCUCUACUGUGAACCUGGGCUGUAAACUUGACCUGAAGACAAUAGCUUUGCGAGCCAGAAAUGCAGAGUACAACCCCAAGCGCUUUGCCGCUGUUAUUAUGAGAAUACGAGAGCCAAGGACGACUGCCCUUAUCUUCAGCUCGGGGAAAAUGGUGUGCACUGGAGCAAAGAGGACUGUUAUUAUUCCAUUUCCUUACCACAGCGAAGAACAGUCUCGGUUGGCAGCCAGGAAGUAUGCACGAGUUGUUCAAAAGUUGGGGUUCCCUGCAAAGUUCCUGGAUUUUAAGAUUCAAAACAUGGUGGGAAGUUGUGACGUGAAGUUCCCCAUUCGUUUAGAGGGCCUGGUGCUGACACAUCAACAAUUCAGCAGCUAUGAGCCUGAAUUGUUCCCUGGCUUAAUCUACAGAAUGAUUAAACCCAGGAUUGUGCUCUUGAUAUUUGUGUCUGGAAAAGUUGUACUGACAGGUGCCAAAGUACGAGCAGAAAUAUACGAAGCAUUUGAAAACAUCUAUCCCAUUUUAAAAGGAUUCAGAAAGACAACGUAAUUGGAUUAUUGGGCUUUAUUUCAUUUUAUUUAGAUUUUAUUUGUAUUUAUUUUUGUAUUUUUAUAUUCGAUUGGUGUGAACUGAAGUAUGUAUUACCCCUCGUGCAGAAGCGAAGAGGCCCCACUAUUCAUUGCUAUAGUAUUUCAUUCCCAUCCCAUUCAUUUUGUUGUUUCUGGUCCACCUGGAAAUACAGCAAGCAAUUUUUCGUUGGUUUUAAAGAAUAUAAUUUUUGUAGUAUGCUUUUUAGAGUGUUCCCUAUUUUUUGACCUAGAUUUAUAUUUCAGAAGUCCCCCCACCCCCCCACCCAAUACAUUCCUUGUUGUCUGAUUCCCCAACACCCCCUCCCCCCAACCAGAGACUGUUGGUUUCAGCACCAGAUGUUAUCAUAGUGCCAGAAUAUCCAUGAAUAUAUCUAUGAAUUAAGUAUAAUGUAAGUAUCAUGAGUACAGAACUUAAAAGCAUUCAAACUCAAGUACCUGGUCAUUUAAAAAACAAAGUCAAAACAAAGUCAUUAACUCUUUAUAUCAGAAUUACAUGUGCAUACAGUUGUAUGCAAAAAUGAGGGCAUCCCUCGUUAAAAAGCCUUUUACAAUUAAUAUCUUGGUAAUUUUGUGUUGAGAUUGUAGGAAAGGCUUCUUUCUGGCAAAUCUGCCAUGUAGGUCUUUGUUGUUUAAAGUAUAUUGUAUUGUUGUCCUGUGAACAGCUUUUCUUUUUUUGCAGAUUUCUUGCUGUGAUGUGUGGGUUGAUCUGUGCAUUUCUCAACAGGUCUCACCAGCCAUUCUAUCUAAAUGUUUUCUUUGUCUUCCAGACCUUGCCUUAAUUUCAACUGUUCCAUUUAUCUUCCAUUUUCUAAUAAUGUUUGUUUGACUGGAAAUAGGCAGUUGGAAAUGUUUAGAGAUAUUUUUGUAGCCUUCUCCUUCUUCAUUCUGACAUCUUUGGACAACUGUUUAGAAGAAUGCAUGGUUGUUAACACCAGAAAAACAACCACUACAGUUACUUCAGAAUGAAAAGUUCAGCCUUGGAAUUAAUUCAUUGAAGCCCUAAGAGUAAAUCACCUGGGUCUUGUCCUUAGUAAUCAUCUUUUUAAAAAGUAUAAAUAUAAUAAUAAUCCAAAAGGGUUCCAAAAACGUUUCUACAGGGCUCUUUUCAUUUUUUAUCAUUUAAACAUGGCAAUCUUGCAUUAAAAAUUGCAGAAAGGUCUGAUGUUUAAUUCUGUAACAUUUACAGUUCAGGUUAUUCUUCCCUCACAUACUCAAAGCAGACAUUCAAAGCAGGGGUGCCCAGAUUUGUGCAUACCACUAAUUCUGAUAAGAUGCUAGCCAGUAAGUAUAUUUGGCUUCUACAAGGAGUACCCCAAAGAGUACUUUUAUCAUUUGUAUCUGUACAGUAUUUCCUUUAUACAAGGAGCUCCCAUGUGUAUUGUUUGUCAUUCCACAUGAUUAAAAUCUUUACUACUUGA